This is a messenger RNA of Daldinia loculata, 906 nucleotides long. RefSeq lists its product as uncharacterized. The record is from RefSeq and is a predicted model, not a curated record. Bases 133 to 810 code for a protein of 225 amino acids. NCBI's taxonomy places the organism in Eukaryota, Fungi, Ascomycota, Sordariomycetes, Xylariales, Hypoxylaceae. The transcript has a single exon.
CGACAAUCAAGAACUGGCUCUCGUAUCUGGCCUAGCUGUUUUAUUAGUUGUCUUCCUUGGCUCGCUUUCGCAUCGCCGACAGCCACUAAUCACACCAUACUGCCUCAACCCCUCCAUUCCUCGCCAGGCAAUAUGUCUAUGCGGACAUCCAGCUAUGGGUCUUCUUACGCAGAAGGCACUUCAGACACUGCGUCGAUUUGUAGUAAUAGUACCAUGCCGACUCAAUACGGCGAUGAUUCAUAUAACCAAUUUCAUAACCCGGGCCCUGGGAUGAUAGUUUUACCGUGCGAGCUUUUCGGAUUUGGCUGCGAGCACACUUUCAAUUUUGACGAAGUCGAUGCUUGGAUUGAGCAUAUAAUCGCCGACCACUUCAGGGGCAAGCUCCCUUCUAAAGCUAUUUGUUGGUUCUGUGACAUAUGGCAUUUUGACUCCAAGGCGCCUGAAGUUGGAAAUGACCGUCGCCAAAAUUUCGAUAAUAGGAUGUGGCACGUCCGCGAACACUUCGCAGAAGGUAAAACGGUUGAAGACAUACGUCCUGACUUCCACAUGCUUGAGCACCUGCAUCGCCACCAAAUUAUUAGUGAGGAUACCUAUAUCAAGUACAAGAGGUGGAACGACCUAUCAUGCCGUCGUGAAGAGAUGAAGCAUGUCCGCAGCCGUAACUUUGUGUCACCGGAGAUGGAGGCACGGAACCGACGCUCGCAAUUGGUUGUUGUAGACCUUGUCAAAGAUGAAAGGCAACGGAAGAAAGUACAGGGACAAAAAGGAAAGGAGCCUCGAGACAAACAAAAUCAUCGCUCGAAGCGAUAAAUCGGGGAGGGAGACAUGGGACUAUAAGCGCGACGGGAAUGCCCACAAAUGGUCCGCGAACUACUGCUGCUACUGCUGCUACGUCUCGUCGGCUGG